AUGGCACCAGGAGGACCACCAGGUGCAGCCGGCCGUGGCAGAGGCGGUAAAUUCAAGAAGUUCACACGAGGAGGCGGCAAGCAUUUCUCUCGUAACCUCCGACCCCUCGACGCCGACGGAAACGAAGUCCAAGACCGCAAUGCCGACGCCUCAUCAUCCGAAGAAGAUUCGUCCGAGGAAGAAGAAUCCUCAUCCGAAGAAGAAGACAUGAACAAGCCCUCCCUAACCCGCGAAGAGCGCCGUGCCGCCGCCAAAGCCAAAAAAGAAGCCGCCAUCGCCAAAAAGAAGGGCGUCCCCCAACCCGGCGACAUGCCAUCUUCCUCGGAAGAAGAAAGUGACGACGAAGACGACAUGCCAGCGAACCCAAACCACUCCAAAGCCGCGCGCAACCAAGCCAAAGCUGCCCCAGUAGCAGUCGAAGAGGCGACUGAAGGAGUCAAGGAUAUGUCCGUAGGCGGAAAAGGCAAGAAACCAGCCGCGGAACUCAGUCGUCGCGAACGCGAGGCGAUCCAGGCACAGCAGGCUAAGGAACGGUAUCAGAAGUUGCAUGAGGCGGGAAAGACCGACGAGGCCAAGGCGGAUCUGGCAAGACUGAAGUUGAUUCGGGAGAAGAGGGAGCAGGAGGCUGCGAGGAAGAUGGCGGAGAAAGAGGAGAAGGAUGAGGCGGAGAAGGAGAAGAAGGCUGAGAUUGACGCGAGGGAGGCGAAGAGGAGGGAGGCGGCUAUGGGAUCGAGUAGUAAGGGGAAGGGGAAGAAGAAGUAG
This is a messenger RNA of Glarea lozoyensis ATCC 20868, 762 nucleotides long. RefSeq lists its product as uncharacterized. Gene Ontology annotation, cellular component: cytosol. NCBI's taxonomy places the organism in Eukaryota, Fungi, Ascomycota, Leotiomycetes, Helotiales, Helotiaceae. Gene Ontology annotation, molecular function: RNA binding. Bases 1 to 762 code for a protein of 253 amino acids. The transcript is spliced from 2 exons. The record is from RefSeq and is a predicted model, not a curated record.